CAUAUCACGCUUACCAUAAAGCACGUGUAUGUAGCAUUCAUCGCAAGCAUCAUCUUUUUUAUUAAUCUUGGGACAUAUUAGUUAAAAAAUCAUGUACAUAUAAUAUUUAAAUCAUUUGGUUGUAUCGAAUUUGAAGAUUAUUUUUAUUUUUUUAUUCAAGAAACUAGAGUGUAAUUUAAAUCUUGAUCAUGGAAUUUAAGAAGCCUAAUCGAUCUAGUAGCUGCACAUGGGAGUUAAACGCAACAAAUUCACCACAUACAUGUAGAAUGGAAUACGUCAUCGUCAUACUCAGUGAAAAGAUAGAAGAAAUGGCGACCGUACCAAGAUACUUCCUGAUAUUUUAACUACUAUUGGGCAAACUCCACUUAUAAAAUUAAAUAAUAUCCCAAAAUCUUGUGGGAUUAAAUGUGAAAUGUUUUACUUUUAGAUGUAAAAUGUGAAUUCCUUAAUCCUGGUGGUUCUGUGAAAGACAGAAUCGCAUAUAGGAUGGUGCAGGAUGCAGAAGAGAAAGGUUUGCUAAAGCCAGGAUAUACCAUCAUCGAACCUACAAGUGGUAAUACUGGGAUUGGUUUGGCAAUGGUUGCUGCAGUUAGGGGAUAUAGAUGCAUUAUUGUUAUGCCAGAAAAAAUGUCUGAUGAGAAAGUGUCAACACUUUAUGCACUUGGCGCUGAAAUUGUUCGAACCCCAACAGAAGCAAGUUGGGAUAGUCCAGAAGCUCAUAUCAGCGUUGCACAAAAAUUACAAACAGAAAUACCAAAUAGCAUUAUUCUUGAUCAGUAUACUAAUCCUGGAAAUCCAUUGGCUCAUUAUGAUCAAACUGCAACUGAAAUUUGGAAGCAAUGCGAGGGGAAAUUAGAUUAUGUAGUAGCUGGUGCGGGCACUGGUGGUACUGUUUCAGGUAUUGCGCGAAAACUGAAAGAAUUAUCACCAGAUAUAAAAAUCAUUGCCGUAGAUCCCAAAGGAAGUAUUUUAGAUCCUGAAUCGCAAGAUUCAGAAGUUGGUUUUUACGAAGUAGAAGGAAUUGGGUAUGAUUUUGUACCUACAGUGUUAGAUCGUAACGUAAUCGAUAAAUGGGUAAAAACCGAGGAUUACGAAUCAUUAAAUGCCGCUAGAAUGCUUAUACGUGAAGAAGGUUUACUAUGUGGCGGUAGCAGCGGCUCUGCGCUUAUAGCUGCCCUAAAGAUAGCUAAAGAUAUUCCCGAAGGAAAACGUAUAGUUAUUGUUUUACCCGAUGGAAUACGAAAUUAUUUAACUAAAUUUGUAUCCAACCACUGGAUGGAAACCAGAGGAUUUUUGCAAGCUACAUGUCAAAUUGAAACAAAUAAGUGGUGGUGGAAUAUGAAAGUUUCAAAUUUAUCUUUUGAUAAACAAUCUUUGUUGAAGGAAAAUACAGUAACAUGUCAAGAAGCUAUUCAAAUGAUUAAAAAUACGGAUGUACAACUACUGCUUAUUAGCGAUAAUGAUAUACAUAUAAAAGGUGUCAUUAGUUUGAAUAAAAUUUUGUCAAACAUAAUAUCUGGUGCUGUAAACUAUACAGACUUUGUAGAAAAGACUAUGGUUAAACAAUAUGUUAAAGUUAAGUAUUCAGCAUCUCUUGGCUAUUUAUCACGGAUUCUUGAAAAAGAACCGUAUGCGGUAAUUUUAGAUGAUGAACGCGAUGAUGCUUUUGUUGGAAUCAUAAACCAAUUUCAUAUUUUGAAUUUUAUUACUAAAAAUAAUGGAUACAACAUCUAAUAAUUAUUCGAUGUAUCAGUUCUUAAACAUUAACAUACAAUCGUUAAACCACUUUUAAGACUAUCUUACUCGUUUGUUUCAUUAUAAUUAUGUUUUUCAUAGUUUUUAUUUUUAUUACACUCUGUGGCUACAAAUAAAAUUGGAUGUAUAUACUUGGAAACUUAUAACUAGCAUCUCCAGUUAUUUUAUGCAUUUAAAUUAAAUAUUAUACAAUGCAUUUAAAGUAUAUAGAUACUCAUUUUGAAAAAAAUGUGAAACUUAUUAUAUGAUUAAUUUUACAUACUUGUAGAAAAAAAAUUACAUAUAUAUAUAUAUAUACUUUUAAUAAAUAAAUCCUUAUAAAAAUUAUUUUGCAUUAAAAUAUACGGUUUAUGAUACUUCAAUCAAGUGUACAUUUUAAAGCACUACCUGUUGUUGCAACUAGACGAAACGUAUAUUCUGAUUCUUUGAUUUUUAUGAAAAACCUAAUCGUUAGAUAUUAUUUCGUAAUAUGUAUUAACUUUUAUUGAACAUGAUUUUGCAUUGUAUUUACGAGCAUUAAAUUCUUUGAACUUGUACAUGAAAUUUACAACUUGGUAACGUAGAAAUUUCUGCAUUAACGGUACUAAUAAUUCCGAGAUUAGCUAAACUUCCUCUUAAAAGACCACAAGUAAAUGUCAAUAAACGUGGACUUUCUCGAA
Molecule: messenger RNA, 2414 nt
Organism: Bombus pascuorum
Lineage: Eukaryota; Metazoa; Arthropoda; Insecta; Hymenoptera; Apidae
Gene: Cbs
Product: cystathionine beta-synthase
Exons: 7
Coding region: 487-1734 (415 amino acids)
Cellular component (GO): cytoplasm
Molecular function (GO): cysteine synthase activity; cystathionine beta-synthase activity
Source: RefSeq, a predicted model, not a curated record